This is a messenger RNA of Clonostachys byssicola, 2691 nucleotides long. Lineage: Eukaryota; Fungi; Ascomycota; Sordariomycetes; Hypocreales; Bionectriaceae. The record is from the annotation of a GenBank genome assembly.
AUGCAAGAAUACGACACCGACGUGCUCGUGGUCGGUGCCGGCGUCGCUGGCCUAUCCACGGCCAUCCUCCUAGCUGAGCAAGGCAUCCGCGUUUCAGUAGUUGCCAAACACAACGGGACGGCACCGUCUCCACGCGCACAUGUCACGAAUCAAAGGACAAUGGAGGUUUUCCGAGACAUGGGCAUCGAAGCCGAGGCAAAAGCGGCCGGCUUCUCCCUAGUCGGUGCAGGCAGCCUUGUCAUGGCCACAAGCCUCACUGGCCAGGAGAUUAUGAGAUAUAGCUGCUACGGCGGCGGCGACCAUCAACUUACGGAUUUCGCCAAGUCGAGUCCGUGUUCAAUGCAUAAUAUCUCGCAAUACAUGCUCGAGCCAGUACUGCUCGCGAGAGCUCGGGAGAAAGGAGCGAAUAUCAAGUUCUACCACGAGCUGGUCGAUGUUGAGCAGUCAUCUACACAGGUUACCGCAAGAGUCAGGGAGCGGACAAGCCAAGGUGAAUACUCGGUCCGCGCAAAGUAUCUGGUUGGCGCAGAUGGAGCGCGAUCAACGGUUGCGACCAAGUCCGGGUUCGGCUUCGAGGGUGAGCCUGGUCUAAUGUCCAUGACUAGCUCAUGGGUGGAAAUGGAUCUGACCCAAUAUGUGGCUCAUCGUCCCGCCUGCAUUUACUGGAUGCUACAGCCAGGUGACGAGUUCUGGGUGGGAUCCGGCACCUGCGUGGUCAUGAAGCCUUGGACGGAAUGGGUUCUAAAUAGGCAGUACAACGCCGAGGAUGGCGAGCCUGAUACGUCGGACGAGGCCAUCAUUGCCCAUGCGCGUAAUGUGCUUGGCUUGCCGGACUCGUUACCUAUUCGAGUGAAGCAUAAAGCAAAAUGGCAGGUCAACCACGUUGUGGCGACUGAAUAUCGCCAUGGGCGCAUAUUUUUGGCUGGUGAUGCUGCGCAUCGUCAUCCUCCAUCCAGUGGUCUGGGCAGCAACACUUGCGUGCAGGAUGCCUAUAAUCUUGCCUGGAAGCUGGCUUUGGUUCUCAAGGGGAAAGCUGACGACAGCCUGCUGGAUACGUAUAGCCAGGAGAGACAGCCCGUUGGGAAGCAAGUUGUAGACCACGCCAUUGAGACCUUGCACCAGAUGGCCGCUCUCCCCAAGGCUCUGGGUUUCCAGCGUGGCCAGUCGCGCGAGCUUGGCUUUGCGCAGUUGGAGAAUCUCUUCUCGGACGCCGAAGGAGCCGAGGAGCGUCGUUUGUACCUGGAAGAGCAGGUCCAGCUGGGAAAUCGUCGUUCCAACGCGCUCGGGGUCCAGCUCGGUCAACGCUAUGAGAAUUCGGCUGCGAUCGUGUACGACGGAACGCCAUUUCCAGCGUAUCAACGUGACCCAGUCCUCUACUACGAGCCUACAACUUACCCUGGCGCUUACGUCCCCCACGCGUGGAUAGAACAUAAUCAACGGCGGAUCUCGGUUCUGGAUAUUUUCGAGCACGGACAUUUUGGGCUCAUCGUAGGUAUUGGUGGAAAGCCUUGGGAAGUCGCUGCUGAAGAGAAGCUAUCUUCCAUGGCGCGCUUCAAUUGGGAGGAUUCCUUGUCCGUUAAGAAUGCUCUCACACCGGAAGAGCUGGACAUCCAAGAAACGGCCAGGGCAUAUUGCCAAGAGCGACUACUUCCCCGUGUUCUCGAUGCAUACCGCGACGAAGACUACGACUCCAACAUUCUGAAAGAGAUGGGGAGCUUGGGACUUCUUGGCGCAACCAUACCCACCCACGGCUGCGCUGGUGUUAGCAGCGUUGCGUCUGGUCUGAUCGCCAAGGAAGUCGAGCGAGUCGAUUCGGGCUACCGAUCAGGCAUGUCUGUGCAGAGCUCGCUUGUCAUGGGCCCUAUUUCUGAACAUGGCACAGCGGAGCAAAAGGACCGUUUUCUCCCUCAGCUCCGAGAUGGGACAAUGAUUGGAUGCUUUGGCCUCACUGAGCCAAACCACGGGUCGGAUCCGGGAUCCAUGGAGACCAUUGCCAGAGAGCACCCCACAAAGAAAGGGUACUUCUCGUUAUCUGGCGCCAAAACUUGGAUCACCAACUCCCCCAUUGCCGAUCUGCUCGUUGUCUGGGCAAAGCUAGAGACAACGGGCAAGAUCCGGGGUUUUCUGAUAGAGCGAGGAGAAUGUCCGCCGGGCACUCUAGAAACUCCCCCUCUCAAGCACAAAAAUGGCCUUCGAGCCUCCAUAACCGGAAUGAUCCAACUCGACAACUGCCCAGUCCCCGCCGAGAACAUGCUUCAAGUGGAGGGCCUCAAGGGGCCUUUCAGCUGCCUCAAUUCUGCCCGCUACGGUAUCGCAUUUGGCACCAUGGGCGCAUUGGAGGAUUGUAUUACCCGCGCUAGGACGUACGCGCUUGACAGGAAUCAGUUUAAAAAGCCGCUGGCGAGCUAUCAGUUAAUUCAGAAGAAACUGGCUGAUGCGCUAACGGAUGCAGCGUACGGGACAUUGACGGCCAUUCACGUUGGAAGACUGAAGGAUGAUGGGGAAAUGGCACCGGAGAUGAUAUCUAUGAUAAAGAGGCAAAAUUGCGACAGAGCUCUAGCUGGGGCACGGGCGCUACAAGAGGUCUUUGGAGGGAACGCGGCGUCAGACGAGUAUCACAUUGGCCGCCAUGUAGCCAAUCUUUUUGUCGUUCAGACGUAUGAAGGGCAAUCUGAUAUUCACUGUGAGUGA